Rhincodon typus (whale shark) is the source of this 787-nucleotide messenger RNA. It is a transcript of the gene hnrnpr, whose product is annotated as heterogeneous nuclear ribonucleoprotein R. The record is from RefSeq and is a predicted model, not a curated record. Gene Ontology annotation, molecular function: mRNA binding. The coding region runs from base 257 to 772 and encodes 171 amino acids. Gene Ontology annotation, cellular component: ribonucleoprotein complex; nucleus. The transcript is spliced from 5 exons. NCBI's taxonomy places the organism in Eukaryota, Metazoa, Chordata, Chondrichthyes, Orectolobiformes, Rhincodontidae.
GGGGUGACGGUGGGCGGGGCCCGGGCCGUGCGGCCGCGGCCGGGAAACCCCGUGCGGCGCCGGGAGCGGGAUCCAUGAGGCGGCCGCGGCCAUUUUAGCGAGAUCUACCAGAGCGAGGGAGGAGAGGGCGAGGGAAAUAAAUAAAUAAAUAUAUCGUUAAAACAUCAAUCCGUCGGAGCGCGGGAAGGGGGUGGCGGAGCUGAAUCGAACCGAACCGCAUCGCACCGGCAGCCCCGAGAAUAAGCGAUAAUUAGAAAUGGCUACUGAGGUGAAUGGAAAUGCAGCGCAGGUGAAGGAGGAGGAAGAACCCAUGGAUACCUCAUCUGCUGUCACCCAUUCAGAACACUACCAGGUGCUAAUAGAUGCUGGCUUGCCACAGAAAGUAGCAGAAAGGCUAGAUGAUAUCUUUCAAACAGGAUUGGUAUCUUAUGCUGAUCUUGAUGAGAGAGCCAUUGAUGCGCUCAGGGAGUUCAAUGAGGAAGGAGCACUGUCUGUAUUGCAGCAGUUUAAGGAAAGUGACCUAUCUCACGUGCAGAAUAAAAGUGCCUUUCUGUGUGGAGUAAUGAAGACCUACAGGCAGCGGGAAAAGCAAGGUAGCAAAGUACAAGAUGCCACAAAGGGCCCAGAUGAGUCAAAAAUUAAGGCACUUUUGGAACGGACUGGCUACACUUUGGAUGUAACUACAGGGCAAAGGAAGUAUGGUGGUCCUCCCCCUGAAAGUGUGCAUUCAGGUCCACAACCUGGAAUCGGAACAGAGGUCAGUGUCCAGUAAUGAGGAAUCAGCCUU